AUGUGCCCAAACGACACCAGCCGGCAGUCCAGAAGCAGGAUCUUCGGUCUCGGUGUUGGGAUUCGGAAAUCUCAGGAGUUUGCUCUUCGCUUCGAGCUGGAAAUUAUCGGUGGAGACAUUGGUAAACCCUCAGGAGUUCAGAAGAACGCCUCCUGUGCGUGCUCUCGUGGCAGGGCUCGGGAUCAGGGCCUCCAGUUGCCAGAGUGUUUCCGCUUCUCUCCUGGCGACGAUCCCACUGGAUCCCGGGUAGGGGGUGGGGGGGGCUUGGAGACUGUGGACUCAGCGGAUUUCCAUAGACGCUGGAUCCGUAAAAGAUGCGAUGCCCAGACCAUCAGUUUAACUGGGCGUAAGGCCUGGAAGGGGUCUGAAAGGCCUUUGUCUGCUGAGAAUGCUGCAUGCGGCAGACCGACCCGUCCAAACGCGCCUGCCAGAGAAGCUGGAUAA
Molecule: messenger RNA, 444 nt
Organism: Colletotrichum navitas
Lineage: Eukaryota; Fungi; Ascomycota; Sordariomycetes; Glomerellales; Glomerellaceae
Exons: 2
Coding region: 1-444 (147 amino acids)
Source: RefSeq, a predicted model, not a curated record